Centruroides sculpturatus (bark scorpion) is the source of this 4392-nucleotide messenger RNA. RefSeq names its product mucin-5AC-like. Gene Ontology annotation, biological process: positive regulation of DNA-templated transcription. The coding region runs from base 267 to 4040 and encodes 1257 amino acids. Gene Ontology annotation, cellular component: SWI/SNF complex. The transcript is spliced from 14 exons. Lineage: Eukaryota; Metazoa; Arthropoda; Arachnida; Scorpiones; Buthidae. The record is from RefSeq and is a predicted model, not a curated record.
CAGGGUAAAGACAGCGUACACCAGCUCGCAGUCACACAAACGACUCAAUUUACCACUUUUAGUGUGAAAAUGCCCCUUCUUGGGUUAGAUACGUACAGUCUGUAUUACCUUUGUUAGGCGGUGUGUCGAGAUAGUAUUGAGCACGUUCGGGUGGCGGUCAGGACGGAGCUGGGUUGUGCGAGCGUUGCUGCUGUCGUGUGACAUCCAUCGGUCGGCUUCAAAAUUCCAAAGCUCUGCAUUCUUUUACCAACAUAGGCAGAUCGGCAAUGGAUGAUGGAGGCCGAUGUCUGCUUGACGUUAUAAAGACAAACAGAGCCAGUUCAAGUGAUCCCAAUCUUCUGAGGUCAUUUCUUGAAAGUGGAAGUGACAAGGUUCAAGAAAUUCUUACAGGGCAAAGAAAUGUCUGGCAUUGUCAGACAUUAAAUAGUGUUCCAGAGCUGGAUUUAAGUACACAAAAUGUUCAUCAUAAUGCCUUAUCCAACACAUUGGACCAACAGGAUGGUUCGUGUUCUGAUACUAGCUUUGAAAAUUCACAAAUUAGACAAGAUCAAGUAACAAAUGUUAAUCAUUUUAACUCAACCAUCCUUGUACCAGAACCGUCCUCUGAACAGUUGGGAUUCACAUGUCAAGUAGACAAUGCAGGUCUCCUGUCACAAACGUCUAAUAUUGGUGUUUCAACUGUAUGUUCAUCACCUGUUACUUUUUCAUCCUAUCAUACACCUUCUCCAGUUGGAACAACUAUACAUCAUGUUCCAUCCCCAGCUCAUCCUCAACCUUCUCCAGCAACUCCACGUUCUGCUACACCAUUGCCUCAUGCUAUUCGUUCUCCAAGUCAAGGUUCACCUUCAGUUCAGUCAAUACAUAGUAUGCCUCCUCCAUCACCUCUUCAACAAACUCGAUCUCCUUUACCAUCUCAUACCCCAUCACCAGCUCCUGCUUGGUCCCCUAUUCCUAUUGUACAGUCACCAGCUAUGGGAAGAACACAAACUGUGGCUCAUAAUCAAUUACUUCAAACUUCUGGUAAUGUAACACAAGUGGUUCAAACAGUAUCUCAACAGAUAGCUCAGAAAUUACAACUACAACAGCAAGUUAUUUUUCAACAUCAGUCACAACAGCCAAGGCUUCCUACUGUUGCAGCUCCUUCGGUAAUUCCAUCAACAACCAAUGUUCCCAUGGCAGCCCCUCCUGUUGUGCAGAUUAUUCCAGCUCCUCAACAGAGUACAUCAACGUCAACGCGUAAUCCUCAAACUUCUGUGCGUCCAAUACAGCCAAAACAGCCACAGCAAAUUUUACCUAAACCUGUUGGAACUGCAUCAAAUCAGUUUGCAACACCAGUUGUGAAACAAGUUGGUUCACCUGGUGUAGCAUCUAAUCAAAGGACUGUUGGGAUGGGAAUAAAUACAGGACAAGUAGUGAUUGGCCAAGGUCAACCUGGUGUUUUUACAGGACCACAAGGAACGAUUGUACUUAAUCAAAUAAUUCCAGCUGUUGGACAGAGUCCUAUUUUAAUUCAAGGAAAUUUAGGAAAUUUACCAGGAGUACAAUUUACUCUGCGACCCCAACAAUCUUCUCUCACAGCCAGUGCCUCGUCAGGACAAACGCAGAGUGGUGCUCAGAAUAAUGCAGCUCUCAUUGCUGCAUUGCAAGCUCAGAGUCAAACAACUCAAACCCUUUUUACACAAGCUAAAGCAUCUCUUCCAGGUCAGCAGACUAUUGUUAUUCCUAGUAGUAUCACACAUCCAAGUUUAACUGCCCAGAAUCUGAAUUUAGCUGCUACUGCAAAUCCAUCUGUUAAUAAUACUGUUGUACCUACAGCAUCACAAGGACAAGGAUUACUAACAAGACCUAAUAUUAUAUUAGCACCAAGAUUAAUGGGCCCAAAUCAAGGUAUUCAGUUUCAACAAAUACAAACACCACAAGGUCCUAUUACUGUUGCUUUAGCACCCAGUCAGUCUAUUACAUUACCACAGUUACCAACAGCCUUACAAAAUACUGCCUUAGGUGCACAUCUAAAUGCUGGCACAAUUCCUGCUUCUGGUGUGAUGACUGCUGGACAAAGUGUGAUUUCAAGUAUUUCUCUCCAAGCACAACCAACUGCAGGAACAAUUUCAACUCAGCAACAAUUAAUACCAGGUACAAAUGUUACAUUUCAAAACCAAACAGAACAGCCAUCUGUUCAGAUAGCUACAGUAUCUAAUAAUACAAUAACUUCCACUCCAACAACUUCCCAAACUACUACGUCGUCUGAAAUUUCUUCCACAUCUACAUCAAAACCUAUUAAAGUUCCUAGUGUUAAUUUGGCAGAACUGUUAAAACAACAUGGUAUUGUGCCUGAGACUACACCUCCAUCUUCUCCAACGCAGUCUCCCCAUCAAGAUAUACUGCAGUCAUCACCUUCAGAAGAUACUAAUGUUAUAAAUGCUGGUGAUAUUUCUAAAGGUUCUACACUUAUUGACACACUACAGUCAUCUCCACAAAUUAUAACUGUUACACAGCCAAAUCAGACAGUGCCUCAAGUUAAGCUAACCUUAGCCCAUGAUGGAAGUGUGAUUUUACAGUCACAUAAUUUGUCGUCUUCAAAUGUUCCUCAAGGGCAAGCUCAGGGUCUAGACAUUCAGACGAGCACAGUAACAGUAUCACCGUUUAUCAGUACAGCAACUACGAGUGCAGGCUUUAUGACUAGUACUACGCAGAAUCAUUCAGCCUUGCUGGCAAGGCUAAAUGCUGCUCCUGCAGUUGAUAUGACGUCUUUGAAUUUAGCUGGAAGUAUAUGUACUCCAACAACUGUCACUUCCACUAUUACAACAACUCCAACCAUAUCACCAUUAAUUCCUUUAACUGUACAAAAUAUAAGUGAUGGAAUUGUUCCAAUUACAAGUGCUCAGUUCACUACUCAACCAGCAACGACUUUAUCUACGCAAGAAACUAUAUUUCAGGAUUCAUGUAUGCCCAUUGUAAAUUCAAACUCAUCUUUGGAUAAUGUAGUACCAUCAUCAAGAAUAAAUCAUGUUAUAGUAGGAGUACAAGUUGCAACUUCUCAAAAUAGUUCUUUACCAAGUGUUAAUUCUGGACAAACAUCUCAUAUAAUUGCUACUUCAUCUAUGGAUACUGUUGCAGAUAAUUCAGCACCUGUAUCAACUUUAACUAGUAAUUUACAAUCUAAUGGAAUUCCAACUAAAAUUACUCAUGAUAUCUCACAAGGACUUCCCUCUAGCAAUAUAGGUACGAUACAAGCUACAGUAGUUCCAAGUCAAAACAUUCAACUGAAUGUGCCAAAUCAACAAAUAGAAACAGAAAAUAGAAAUAUAUCCCAAUCACAAUUACACUUACAAUCUGUCGCUACAUCAGUAGUUCCAGUGCAGUCACAACCAAAUUCUUCUACCAGUCAGAAUGUACGUCUUGUUAAUCUACUGAAACAAGGCCCAGUUCAAUCAAUUCCACUAAGAGUUAUUGCACCUGCUCCAUGUUCUGUAACAUCUUCCACAAAUGAAACUUUAAGUACUGUAACAAAUAUAGCAGUUCCAACUCAAGUCAGAGUAGGUAAUCAGAUACUUACAUUAGCAACUCGUCAAGCCCAUACAGUUCAAGGAAUACAACAUCAAUUUCGUAGUUUUUCUGCCGAUCAGCAACAGUUUCCUCAAACUCAACAGGUUGUUUUAAGAAUACAGCAAAAUCAACAAUUGCAGCAGAAACAGCAGUCUUCAGUUAGCACUCUUACAGUUCCUGGUGUUAUACAAAUUCAGAAUAAAUUAAAUAGGAUAGGAGUUCCAGUAUCCAAAGCAAGUCAAUUUCAGCAACAGUUAAGAUGUGAUCAUAAUGGAGUACUUCGUCCAAAUUGUAAACAGCCUUUUACUUCAUAUGAAGAAGCAUGUAGACGACUCCUACCAUAUCAUGUAUUUAAUUCACAAAAUUUUCAUGAGGAGGAUUUAAAUAAAGUUGAUCAAUCAUUCGAAGCAAUAUCUCAUAAAUGUUUAGAAAGAAUCAAAAGAUUGCAUAACAAGUAUCAUUAUUUACUACUGAAAGAAGGCAUGGUAAGAUAAAAAGGAAAUUUUGAUAAAUUUAAUCUAAUUGUAAUGUAUUUAAUUUAAUUUAACAUAUUCUUUCAUAUUUAAAUUAGGAAGAUUUACAAUGCUUAUUAAGCUGAUACUAAAUAAACAUGAAAAUUAAAUUAAUUUGAUUUGGGUUGCAAAAUUAUCAUCUAAAUAUAUAUAUGUUGCUUAUAGCAAAUUUUAUGCAUGGUAUAUAAUAUUUGCUUCAUGAAAAUUGGAGGAUUGAAUCCAUUAUGAGUCCAUAUAAAGGAUGGUUACAUAUAUACAGUAAAACUUCUCUAAUUCAAACAUCUAUAACUUGAAUAUUUCUUUAACUCAAAGAAAACAAAGCAAUUCACUUGAU